Messenger RNA from Tachysurus vachellii, 1552 nucleotides. RefSeq names its product caspase 23, apoptosis-related cysteine peptidase (gene casp23). The record is from RefSeq and is a predicted model, not a curated record. The transcript has 11 exons. Bases 138 to 1502 code for a protein of 454 amino acids. Gene Ontology annotation, molecular function: cysteine-type endopeptidase activity. Gene Ontology annotation, biological process: proteolysis. NCBI's taxonomy places the organism in Eukaryota, Metazoa, Chordata, Actinopteri, Siluriformes, Bagridae.
AUCAUCAUCGUCCUUUACAGUCACUGCUGUCAGCUUCAGUGUGUGAAAUAGUGAUAUUAUAAUCGUGGUAUUCAGUAGGAAUAUAUAAUGUUGUAAUAUUUUAAUAUAAGUGGUCUGAAGGAACUUCUAGCACAAAAAUGUCAAAUCCGAAAGAAGAGGACAGAGAUUUAAAAGAUGCUGCACUUACAACUUAUUUACAAAACCUCAGAAUCUCAAUUGGUGGAAAGAGUGGGAAGUCUGAUAUUUUGCCUAGACAAAGAGAUGCUUUGUUGUGUGGUCAUCAAAUGCCAUCGAGUUACUUGAUUUCAUGGUGCAAGUUCAAUCUACAGCAGAAAAAGACUGAAUUCACUUGUCCAAGAUUUGAUGAGGACAAGAAGGGUAUAUGUGGCACAAAAUUCUCUUAUCAGGAUUUGUCUCAUACCAUCCCACUAACGCCAUCACUGAAGGAAUUCUUUGAAGAGAGAAUCGGGGAGUUAUCCGCAGCAAGGUUCUGUGACUUUAAACCUUGUCCAGGAUGCAAUUCGAAAGUGGAGAGAGCUGAUAAGAUGAACCUGUGUGUCCACUGUACCAUAUGCACUGCCAGGCUGGGAUACUCCUAUGAGUUCUGCUGGAACUGCAGCAGGAAAUGGGAAGGAGCAGCACAAAUUGCUGUGCGUUGUGGCGACAGUGACUGCAACAAGGCCAAGACAUUAAAAAAAAAAGAUUUGCUAAAAUUGUGUCAGCCUGCAUUCAAGACCCAAAAGCUUCAGACAGAAGAAAAACAGAUAUAUCCAACUAUGGAGAAGUCCAAAGACAGAAAGAGAAUAGCUAUGAUAAUCAACAAUGUUGAAUUCAGAGUAAGUGAGUUUAAUCGGCCGGGAGCAGAGAAGGAUGAAGAGAGCAUGAGGACUCUGCUUGAAGCCUUGGGUUAUGAUGUAAUCAUACUGAAUGACCUGUCUGCAGAGGGGAUGGAGGCUGCUGUGAGAGACUUCUCGCUAUGCAAUGAACACAGAUAUUCAGAUAGCACAUUUCUUGUAAUAAUGUCCCACGGUGGACCUGAUGGAAUUUAUGGCAUAGAUUAUGAUAAAAAUGAAGAUGACAUUUUCCUUGUGGACAAAAUCUUCCACUGCCUCAGUUCUGCGAAGUGCCCUGGACUAAGAGACAAGCCGAAAAUCAUCCUGAUUCAGGCUUGCAGAGGAGAUAAGGAUGGCCAUGUGUGGGUGUGUGAUGGUGUAAGGUCUAAUCAAGGAACAAAACAACAUCGCGAGAAAGAUUUUGCCUGCUUCAGAUCCUGCACACCAGACACUGUAUCCAUGAGAAAUACUGGCACUGGUUCAGUCUUUAUCCAGAACCUUGUGAAAAUCUUCAACGAUCACUGUCAUGAGGACGACAUAGUGGAACUGUUCAGAAAGGUUGCUUACUGGUUUGAAAAUGCAGCAAAGGAAAAGGAUAUUCCCUAUCAAAUGCCAAGUUUGGACAGAACCACCCUUGUCAAGAAAUUCUACCUGUUUCCUGGGCUUUGAUAUAAAAGUUCAGAUUACUGUCAUUGCUUUGAGCACUCUUCAAAAUAAGG